Molecule: messenger RNA, 618 nt
Organism: Pyricularia pennisetigena
Lineage: Eukaryota; Fungi; Ascomycota; Sordariomycetes; Magnaporthales; Pyriculariaceae
Exons: 1
Coding region: 1-618 (205 amino acids)
Source: RefSeq, a predicted model, not a curated record
AUGGCAAAGUCAUUACAAAAAUCCGAAUCUGGUAUUCCGGAAACCAUUGUCACCACCACCAACUUGACCAUGGCUGAAAUGCAGCAAAAACCUUCCACUGUGUUUCUGGAGAUCCCAGAAGGCAACUCCAACAUUCACCCCAACACCGGCCUGCGCAAGUCCUGGUCUGUCGGCUGCACACAAUCCCUGGAGCACACGUCUGGCAUGUGGUACGAUGGACGCGAGCACCCAUCCGGUGCCCUGGACGAUGUCGACUUUGAAGGAGACUACUUUGACGACGAAUUUGACGCCUGCUGCGGCCGUGAGAACGACAACGACGACCACGUGUACAUGAGCUACUACGGUGGUCAGGCCUACUACGCGGACUCGGAGGCCGUCUACUCGGACGAGGAGGGCGACUCCUUCGAUGGGGACGACGACGAGGAUGACUUCAUGUACAUGCGCCGGCCCAGGAGAGGCGCCAACUCGGAUUCGGGAACCGAGGGUUCUACCGGCAGCUGCGAACCUCCCAAGGACCUCAAGGAGAACAAGGAGCACUUUGAUGCCAGCAACUAUCCCAUCGACGCUCAUGCUCUGCAUGGGAAACUCGCAAGGCUGCAGAUCCAGAGCUGCACUUGA